Molecule: messenger RNA, 1323 nt
Organism: Rhodofomes roseus
Lineage: Eukaryota; Fungi; Basidiomycota; Agaricomycetes; Polyporales; Fomitopsidaceae
Product: kinase-like domain-containing protein
Exons: 5
Coding region: 1-1323 (440 amino acids)
Biological process (GO): protein phosphorylation; regulation of mRNA processing; spliceosomal complex assembly
Molecular function (GO): ATP binding; protein kinase activity
Source: RefSeq, a predicted model, not a curated record
AUGUCCCCUCACAUCAGCGCCAACUCGGCGGCCUCUGUGAGUGGAUUUCCAGAGGAAGACUUGAGGGAAGCCGGUCGCAACAGCAGUGGCUACUUCGCCGCAAGGCUGGGCCAGACGUUAGAACGAGGUCGCUACUGUAUCAUGCGCAAGCUGGGGUGGGGUCAAUACUCCAGCGUAUGGCUUGCGAGAGACUUCACCGAAAACCGAUUUGUCGCGCUCAAGAUAUUGACCAGCAAAGCCACGGAAGCCUUGUCGGAGAGUGCUGACCAGCAGUCAGACGAGCAACGCAUGCUGAAGAAGGUCGCAGACGCCGACCCGGCCCACAGAGGCUACCGCCACCAUCUCGCCUACAUCGAUGCCUUCGACCUUAAAGGACCCCACGGACUACACCAUUGUCUAGUCACGGAGGUUCUUGGGUUCGGCAUGGACUUCCUUAGGAAGUUACGUGACAAAGGUGAUACCCGCAUCGCACCCAGUAUCGUCAAGCACGUCGUACGCCAAGUUCUCCUCGGUCUGGAGUAUCUCCACGAGGAAUGUGGUAUAGUCCAUACAGACCUCAAACAUGACAAUAUCCUCUUCCGCCCACGCGAUCUUCACACCAUCAUCUCGCACGAACUCUCCAUAAACCCGUCUAUCACGUACGAUUGUGGGACAGAGCUCAACCCAUCCGUCAUACCGGUCGUCUCGCAAAGCCUCCCGUUAUCCAUAGGCGCUCCAAUUCAUGAACACGAUCUUGAUGUCGUGCUCGCCGAUCUCGGUCAUUGUGCGUUGCUUGUUGUUCCCCUCGGGAAUGCGAUUCUGAGAGAAAGUUUGAAUGCAGCGCACUGGAUAUCCCAUCAUUUCCAAGAGCAAAUCCAGCCGUUUGCCCUUCGCGCUCCCGAAGUCCUUCUCGGAUACCCUUGGAGCACUCCUGUGGAUAUAUGGUCCUUAGGCUGCCUCAUUAAUGAGUGGCUCACCGGUGGCUGGCUCUUCGAGCCCACUCCGGAACCGAUGUGGAGCUUCGAGGAAGACCAUCUCGCUCGGAUGACCGAGGCAGUUGACGCACACUUCGAACCGUCUUUCCUGGCGAACUGUAAGCGUCGAGAUGAGUACUUCAACCAAGAAGUGCAUAACUCGGUACUACCUUCAGGAGCGUUCGCGCAUUUUACGGAACACAAGGAGCCUACUUGGCCCUUGCGCAGGAUGUUGGAGACGUACUCUGAGCUCGGUAAUGACUCGGAGAUCGAGGCGACUGAACGAUUCAUGAAACGCUGUCUGCAACUCUCACCGGAGCGAAGGGCUACGGCAAGGGAGCUCAUUGACGACCCAUGGCUAGCAGUUUGA